This is a messenger RNA of Kalmanozyma brasiliensis GHG001, 2529 nucleotides long. Its product is annotated as Iron hydrogenase, large subunit, C-terminal. Gene Ontology annotation, molecular function: 4 iron, 4 sulfur cluster binding. The record is from RefSeq and is a predicted model, not a curated record. Gene Ontology annotation, biological process: iron-sulfur cluster assembly. Gene Ontology annotation, cellular component: cytosolic [4Fe-4S] assembly targeting complex. The transcript has a single exon. Lineage: Eukaryota; Fungi; Basidiomycota; Ustilaginomycetes; Ustilaginales. Bases 1 to 2529 code for a protein of 842 amino acids.
AUGGCGUUCUCUGGCGCACUCACGCUGACGGAUCUCAAUGACUACCUCGGACCGUCGCAGGCCUGCAUCAAACCGGUCGAAGGCGCCGAUGCCCCAUCACAGGAUCAGCCCGACUCGUCCACACAGCCACUCGAUCCAGCCGCGUCAGCAUCCACACAGAUUGCGAUCGAUCAUGACGGCUCCUACUACGAGUCGUCCUCGGCAUCAGCAGCGGGCGCAUCUGCAGCGGGGGAAUCCAGCAAACCUCGGCAGAGGACCAAGCUCGAGACGGCAGAGAUCUCGCUCAACGACUGCUUGGCGUGCAGCGGAUGCGUGACGAGCGCAGAGAGCGUUCUGAUCACGAUGCAGAGUCAGGAAGAGAUGCGCAGAGCCAUUGAUGAAAUCAAGCAGUCCAACGAGCCCAAGCUGCUCGUCGCUUCCAUCAGCACACAGUCGCUCGCUUCGCUAUCCGCCAAGUAUACCUUCCAGCAGCAACAGCAACAGUCCGGAUCAUCGACAGCUCCUUCCACCCUACCUCUUCGUGUCCUGCUUCUUCGCAUCUCGCAUUUCCUCAAGACCGUGUUCGACUUUGAUCAUGUCUACGACACCACGUUCGCCCGCCACAUCGCCCUCAAGGAGCACGAACGAGAGUUCUUCCAGCGUCGCGACAACUCUCGCAAACGUGCAAAACUCAGCAGUGCCGUCGGCAACGACGACACGCAAACAGAUGGCGCGACACUGCCAAUGCUCGCGAGCGCCUGUCCCGGUUGGAUUUGCUAUGCCGAAAAGACACACGGCGAACUCCUUCCGUACGUCUCGACCACGAAGUCGCCACAGCAAGUAGCAGGUGUCAUUGCCAAGCGCUUCCUUCCAGAGCGACUAGGAUUGCUCGCUGGGUCUGGAACAACAGACCCUUCUCCCUCAAAAGGACCCACCAUCUACCACGUCACAGUCAUGCCCUGCUACGACAAGAAGCUUGAAGCGUCUCGACCCGACUUCUAUGACGACGUGACCAGCACCAAGGAGGUGGAUUGCGUGUUGACCACUGGCGAGCUCGACAAGCUCAUGCUGGACGAAGGUUUCGACAUCUGUGCUGCCGUACCUGGAGAGCAAGAAGCGAUGCAGCAAUCUCUAGCCGACCUCAGUCUACAGCAAGCGCUCACAUCUCGUGCCACCGACGGCGCCGACGCAGUCUCGAUCUUGCCGCACUUUCCGCAAUUGCUCGAUCAGCCGGGCAGCAGCAGCGGCGGCUACCUGUUUGCGCUUAUGCGCGCGGUGUGGCUUGACUGGAUCUCGGAGAAUUGGCAUCGGUUCCCGGAGUCGGUGCGAGACCAAGGCGUGCUACCAAAGCUCGACGUGCGCAUCAUCCGUACCGCUGACUUUACCGAGUACAUCCUCCGUGCGCCGAUGCAGCUUGGCCUGUCCGAUGACAAUUCGUCAUCUACGAUCUUGUUCAGAGGCGCACAGUGUUAUGGCUUCCGCAAUCUGCAGAAUCUGGUACGCAAGCUGCAAAAGCAGACGGGAGCACGCAACACGCGAGGUGCAGCAGGCAGGUUGGUCGACGCGGAUGGCAACGCAGUGGGCGCUGGUGGUCGCAACAGGGCAGGUGCGGCCAGAGCGAGGGCGCGAGGGCGUGGCGGCAUGGUGAGGAGAGGUCGAGGUGGAGCGACAGCAGCAGCGGCGGGAUCAGCCGUCGUAAGCAAGAGCAGUCCCCUGAAUCCCGAGGCGGACAUCGUCCCGGCUCAGAUCACCGCGGCGCAAGAGGAGGAAGAACGAGGAUACGACUAUGUCGAAGUCAUGGCCUGCCCCUCGGGUUGUGUCAAUGGCGGUGGGCAGAUCCGCCCCCCAACACAGAUCGAAGUCGACGCAGCUCCCACACACAUCGCAAGUGGCAGCACCGACCCUGAAGGUUACGCAAAGGGAGGCUGGGCAGCAGACCAAAGCGGCAGGCUGACCGAGCACGAUGGCCUUGAGGACCUGCUCAGCAACAAGGCCUGCUCUAGAAAGAAUGCCGUGGAGAACGACAGCGAAGGCGCCGAGAUGGAAGAUGGAACCAAGGAGAAGGAGAUCACAGGCUGGAAGGGCACGAGCAAGGAAUGGGUGCGACGAGUAGAGGAGGCCUACUGGCAGGGCUCGAGAGUUGCAUACACGCCAGUCGCUGUCGCUGUCAAUGGCGCUGGUGGUGUGGCGAGCGAUUCUGGUGCUUCGUCGCCUACUCUCGUCGGCAGUGGUGCCAAUACGCCCCUGUCGAGCAGCAACGCCAAGUCGAUCCGCGUCGAGGAUCACCAGAGGCUGCUCGAGUCGCUCGCGUUCUCAGAAGAGUCGAAGCGGACCGCAGAUGCCGCUUCGUUGGGCGGCGCGGACAAGGUCGGUGCCGACUCGAUGGCAUAUGCGGACGUCUUGGCCGAUUUGGUCGUCAAGGAGCUUUGUGUUCUCGCAGCUCCGAGCGACGACGCUACAGCUCUGGACAAGGCAAGGAACGGGCUGUUCCGAACGCAGUACCGAGCGGUCCAAGACGAGGCGGUCAACGGCCUCGGAGUUCAGUGGUAG